Trypanosoma brucei brucei TREU927 is the source of this 1392-nucleotide messenger RNA. RefSeq lists its product as hypothetical. Gene Ontology annotation, cellular component: cytoplasm. The record is from RefSeq and is a predicted model, not a curated record. Lineage: Eukaryota; Euglenozoa; Kinetoplastea; Trypanosomatida; Trypanosomatidae. The transcript has a single exon. The coding region runs from base 1 to 1392 and encodes 463 amino acids.
AUGUUUUCUUCGUUACACGUUGUUCGUCCCCUGUUUGUUAUUCUUUUCAUUUGGGCUUCCAGCACCUUCCUGAGGCUUCCGACGUUGCUCUGGAACAACCCAACAGGAGGUGUGAAGAGAGUGUGUGGUCAGGAAAAAGAAGCUCAACGUAGUAAAAAGGAAAAAAGAAAGAAGGUGUGUCUGCCUAUCAUGUCAUCCCUCUCUGGAGAGCUCCUGCAACUGAUAGACCUCUUCAAGAGUGGCGCCCUCACCGAGGAGGAGUUUAAGGCUGCGAAGGAUAUCACCAUUAAGCGACACGGCCAACCAAUUGAAACGGAGCAAUGCAGGGGUCCGCAACCACCGCAGACCGCUCCCCCCAGGCAAGUGGCAGACAUCAGCGGGUUCGGUGAAGAUGUAAUCGGGCGAUUACAGCGGCAGUGCGCCUACGAUAUACUAGAAACGGUUGUUCGGAACCUCCGGCAGUUUCCCAAUGAAGCAAGGUACAGGCGACUGCGGUGCAACAAUAGCAAGUUGCAGUCUCAGCUCUUUUGUGUUCCCGGGGCUACGACUUUUCUGGCUUCACUUGGUUUUGUAGCCUCAGACGAUGAAACUGACUGUCCCGGGGACGAGUGCCUUGUGCUUCCACAUGCACCUCAACAGCAAUUGCUUGACCAGGCGCUGCAGGCUAUAAGUUACCUACGUCGUCGGGAAGAGGAUGCACGAGCCAACGAGCCAAAUUAUGUGCAGUUGCGCCAAAAUUUGCGACUUGAAGUGCGACGCGAGCGGUGUGAGAAGGCAAAGGCUGUCGGAGAACUGCGCUCUUACAUUGCUCAAGAGUUUUCUGCAGACGACGCGGGUGACGGACUUUACACUUCCGCGAGCAACAUUGAAACUCUCCGCACCGCGUUAACGAAUAUGAUUUUGCAUCCCAUGGAGGAGAAAUAUCGUAGGUUGCGACUUCGUAACCGAGUGGUGUACAAAAGUGUAGUGCAGCAGCGAGGGGCGCUGGAGCUGCUUGUGGAGUAUGCGGGGGGUAAAUUAGUGGAGGAGUCUGGGGAGUCUGCCUUGGUCUUUCGUGAUGAGUCCGGCGCGACAGAGAGAGAGUUGCAGUAUGCGCUACGAGUGUUGGAUGAAGUGGAGGCCUCUGUUCGGGCUGCUCGGGAAGAGCUCAGGCAACGUGACUAUGAAGAGGCAAGGAGGGCAAUGCGCGCAGAACUGCUUAAUGCAAGAAGGAUGGGCGAACAGCAGAAGCGGCAGUGUGAAAACGAAGAGGCGCGUCAGGUGUCAGAUGCAACCAAAAGAGAAGGUGAGGGGGCCCCGCAACUGCAGGGCCAUCGUGUUCCAUUGAAGGAAGCAGUGAAGAUACUCAUGGGAAAGGGAGGUGACUCGAGGUUCGGGUACCGAGAAGAGUAA